Molecule: messenger RNA, 948 nt
Organism: Fulvia fulva
Lineage: Eukaryota; Fungi; Ascomycota; Dothideomycetes; Mycosphaerellales; Mycosphaerellaceae
Exons: 1
Coding region: 1-948 (315 amino acids)
Source: RefSeq, a predicted model, not a curated record
AUGACCAACAGCGGCGAGACGGGUGACGAUUCUCCGCAGAGCGUCAAUCGCGUGAGGAACACCAUCAUCUACCAGCUGUUCGAGCUGGCCUCGCAGGACGAGACGAAUCCAAUACUCCUCGAUACGUGCAAUAAGAUCUUCGAUAACCCCAAGAAGAACAAAGUCAGUAAAGUGAAGCAGAACAACAAGCGUGACGAUUCUAUGCCAGAACUGGGCGAGGCUUUAUCAAGACUUUCUGCAGAGCUCAAACAAGAAGUCAUCAUUGUAUUGGACGACAUCGAUCGCAUGAGUGAUGAGGAUCAGCGUACUCUCUUCGAUGAACUUCAAGAUGCGAUCAAGCGCACUAAAGUUGAUGACCCCAAGCAGAAGCCCCUUCGCAUCUUGGCUGGAGCUUCCGUUUUCAGCGUAUAUCGAGAGCUGGCAAGCAAUGACCUCUCUAUAGAUGUUGGAGACUACAACCAGCCCGAUAUAGAACAAAAGAUUACCGCAGAGCUAGGAAACCUAUCCGGAUGGAACGAAGCACAAGUGUCGGAAGCCAAGGAUGCCAUCCUGCGUCGAGCCGGACCAAUAUUCAGAUACGUUGAUCAGGUUGCAGUCCCUUUUAUACGGGAACCAUUCCAGGGUCCGCUGUCUGAGCGCCUUGAUGAUUUACCACAUGGUAUGGACGAGACUUAUGUGCAAGCAGUACGUUCUUUGCCACCCAAUUACCAAGCCCUCCUGCGUACCGCUCUGUCCUGGACCUUAUUCACCUACGGUCCUGUCAAGGCUCUGGAAAUCAUGGAAGCAUUCAAUGGUACAUACCUUGGCCAGCUAAGCGAGGAAGACCUCAGUGCGGUUAAAGAGGAUGACCCAAAACGAUCCCACGCAUCAGAACUGCAGAUGCAGCAGCUUAGCACAGCUGGAAGCUCCUUCCUCACCUUCUGGAACACGACUUCGACCAGACCGUAG